Bemisia tabaci is the source of this 5591-nucleotide messenger RNA. RefSeq names its product sodium potassium chloride cotransporter (gene NKCC). The record is from RefSeq and is a predicted model, not a curated record. Gene Ontology annotation, biological process: sodium ion transmembrane transport; cell volume homeostasis; sodium ion homeostasis. NCBI's taxonomy places the organism in Eukaryota, Metazoa, Arthropoda, Insecta, Hemiptera, Aleyrodidae. Gene Ontology annotation, molecular function: sodium:potassium:chloride symporter activity. Gene Ontology annotation, cellular component: membrane.
CUUGUACUUACAACUCUGGAACAUCUUCACCGCGCUACUAUCGUGCCGCUUCGAAAAAUUUUACGGAGGCAUCACUCAUUUCGGUCAAGUUGAGACAGUCGUUAUACUGUCAUUAACGCUGUCACUCGGUACUUACCUGGGUGAACUUGGUUAAAAUUAUACGCGCGCUCACGGGCAGACCUCUCUCGCGAGUUUCAAUCAGCUGGAAUCAUCAUUGAUUAACAUUUAAAUAAAGUGUCUCUACUUUAAAGUAAUAGAGAGGGACGCUACCCCAAAAUAUUAGAAAAAAAUCGAUUUUUUGAAGGAAUAGAUUUUUCUACCAUCUGAAGAUAACGGGAAGUGUAAAAUUUUCGGAAAUAUGGAAAGUGUCGUAAUAAAAAGGAUCAAUUGAAAUAAAGUGCCUUGAUUUUAAAAUACAAAACUACACGAUCAUAAAAUAUUAGAAUAAUUCACAAUUUCGAAAUGAUAGAAAGUGUCAACAUAUUGAAAAUAUAAACGUGUCGCAACAAGAGCAGAACCUUACUGCAACAAAGACGGAAAUUGAGGUUUUGUUGUAAAAAUUAGUGAUCAAAAAUGUACUUCUAUUCCUACUUAAAAUGCUCCGCGCGUGUAUGAAAAAAGGACCUCUUCGCCGGUUAGAAAUUGUGGAGUUGAAAUCGGUCAUACCGCGAAAUAUUAAAUAAUAAAGACUACAGUACAACGUUUGCGCAAAAUUAAAGAGUCUGACAUCUAUUUACGUGUUAAGGUUCAAAAGACGGAAAUACAUCUCGAAUUGGUGUGAAAACAGUUAGUCGAAGCCUUCAUUUUUGCAUAUGACAUCUGAUAUUUUAGAAAAAAUAUACUUUAAUAAUCGCGUGAGGGACCUCUACAGUGCGGGUUUUGGGUCCUUUUUUAGGGUCACUUUUUGCUCCAGUCGGAAUGGCUUGCGAUGAAAAUGGGAGACCAGGGCAUUUUUAGCAGUCAAGAACAAGUAAAAAAUUCCAAAAGGACGUCAAUAAACAAAAUUUCACACUUUGUAACUUUCAGUUAAGCCAAUAGAAUCGAAUUGCAACUUAUAACCGUUCAAUUUCCACGAGAUUUUUCUGAAUUGAGAUCGACUUUUCGUCAAACUAUACACCUUAGGUUGUGCCUAAAUUACUCCGCUCUGCCGUCACUUAUAACUCUGUGUGUGCCAUCCAAGAAAUUCUGUGAUCAAGAAGGCAGUUCUUAUCGUCACUUGGUCUAUCUCAUAGCAAUUUUUGCCUCUUUUUACAUAAUCAGGAAGACCCUGAAAUGUCAGAAGGCGAGGAGGCGCGUCCGGAAGGGCCGAGUGGUGGGGCCCUGAGGGACGUGGAGCUGGGGCGGACCCAAGUGGCGGCGGUGGAGUCGUCCGUGGACGGGAGCUACACCCAGACGACGAACGUGGGCUCCGCCUACGGCUCCAAGGCGCAAUUGGUCGGCGAGCCCACCGGCUUCAGGAAAGUCCUCCACCAACUCAACCUCGAGGCUUUACCCCGGCUGGCCAACUACAGGAGGAGCUUUUCCAAGCGACGACCCUCCAUCGGCGAGCUAUACGGCGAUGCCGCUAAGAACGGGAACGGAGUGGCAAAUGGGGGAACGGGUGAGAAUCAGCUGGCCUUAGUGCCAGCGCAUGCGGGGAUGAAGUUGGGAUGGAUCGAAGGGGUCCUCAUCCCUUGCCUCCUCAACACGUGGGGUGUCAUGCUCUUUCUCAGGUUGUCAUGGGUCACAGGUCAGGCAGGAAUCUGGCAGUCCCAACUCAUCAUCGCCAUCUCGGCUGUUGUCUGCGUCAUCACCUCCCUCUCCCUGGCGGCCAUCACGACAAACGGCGAAGUCAAAGGAGGUGGGAUUUACUUCAUUGUGUCACGGUCACUUGGGGCCGAGUUUGGAGCCUCGGUAGGGGUGAUCUUCGCGUUUGCCAACACGGUGGCCGCCUCCAUGAACACGAUCGGCUUCUGCGAGUCCCUCAACGACCUCCUCCGUCUCCACGACACCAAGAUCAUCGACGGAGGCGUCAACGACAUCCGCCUCGUCGGCGUCAUCGCCAUCUUCGUCAUGGUCCUCAUCUGCGCCGCCGGAAUCGAAUGGGAGUCAAAGGCGCAGAAUGUCUUGAUUGUUUUAAUAAUAGUCGCAAUGGGAGAUUUCUUGAUCGGGGCAAGCUGGGGUCCAAUGAGCGACUUGCAGAUUGCCAGGGGCUUCACGGGUUUUAAAGCACAAACCCUGAUAGACAAUUUUUGGCCGGAUUAUCGUUUCAGCGAGGGACAGGAACAGAACUUUUUCUCAAUAUUUGCAAUUUUCUUUCCAUGUGUUACCGGACUCCAAGCUGGAGCUAAUAUUUCAGGAGAUUUAAAGGACCCUGGCACAGCCAUUCCGAAAGGUACUCUACUCUCUCUCCUGAUUUCGAUGGCAUCCUACUCCCUACUGGCCCUUUACUCUGGUCUCGUCGCAGUGAGGGAUGCAAGCGGUGACGUCACUGAGCUUGCCUCUCGUGAAUAUCUCAACUGCAAAACGCGCCAUUGUGAAUAUGGUCUCAUGAACAGUUAUUCUGUGAUGCAACUGUGCUCGUUGUCAGGUGGGAUUCUCAUCUACAUCGGAUGUUUCGCGGCGACACUAAGCACUGCCCUGACAAAUCUCCUAUCCGUGCCCAGGCUCAUCCAAGCCCUCGGCAACGACCGCAUUUACCCCGGCGUCAUUUUCUUCUCAAAGGCCUACGGCAAAACUGGCGAGCCGUUGAGGGGAUACGUCAUCGUCUUCUUUGCUUCUUCUGCAUUCCUAUUAAUCGCUAAUUUGAACACAAUCGCUCCCUUGAUCUCAAAUUUCUACUUGGCGUCAUAUGCGCUCAUCAACUUUUGCACAUUCCAUGCAGCUUUUGUACAACCUCUUGGCUGGAGACCAAAAUUCCGGUAUUACAACAAAUGGAUCAGCUUUAUUGGGUUUGUGAUAUGCCUGGCAAUUAUGUUGUUGAUAAAUAUAAUAACGACUAUUCUGACCGUCGUCCUUUUCUUCACUCUGUAUUUCACCGUGAUUUACCGAAAUCCAGAUGCAAACUGGGGCUCGUCGACGCAAGCAAACGUCUACAAAACCGCUCUGACGUCCACCCUGAAACUGAACUACGUGAGUGACCAUGUCAAGAACUACCGGCCGCAGAUCUUAUGCUUGAGUGGCAUGCCACAUCAUCGUCCAGCCCUUGUCAAAUUCGCCGACUGCAUCACCAAGAAAUGCUCUUUACUUCUCGCCGUCGAUCUCUCCGAUGACGGAUUGGGGCACAAGCAAAGACUCGCUCGAAUUGAUCAGGGCAACGCUUGGCUUCGGAGCAACAAAAUCAGGGGAUUUUUCAAUGUCGUUCAGAGCGACACCUUCGAAUCAGCCGCCAAGAGCGUCAUUCAGGCCGCAGGGAUCGGGAAACUGAGACCCGAUAUCCUCAUGGUCGGAUUCAAAGAGGACUGGCGGGACUGCCCUUAUGACGAACUUCUCGGUUAUUUCCACACAAUUCAAUUCGCAUUUGAAAACCGGAUGUCCGUGACAGUCCUACGACUGCCGCCUACAUUAAAUAGUAACGGCGGUCACGUGAAUAAAGGGAUGGAUGAGACGGAACUGAUCGAUAAAAACUCGUUCGCUAUCGCCCGGAGUGUAUCUGGCAUUAUUUUACCCUCAGACUCAAAUUAUGACCUGACCAAGGAGGUCGCGUUGACCCCCUCGAACACAGAGGCAACUAUUAAUCUCAGGAACUUGAAUUACUCCAACUCAGGGAUGUCACCCGUUUUAGAGCACCGGCAAAAAGGCACCAUCGAUAUUUGGUGGCUCUACGACGACGGUGGUUUGACUGUUCUCUUGCCUUAUAUUGUCAGCACACGAAAGCGAUGGUCAGAUUGCGAUCUACGAGUUUUUGCACUGACCAAUCAUCAUCAAGAUAUCGCCGCCGAGGAAAGAAACUUGGCAAAUCUACUCAGUAAGUUCCGUAUAGGCUAUUCUAGUUUGAAAAUUUUAAGUGAGUUAGACGGACGACCGCGAAAAGAAACGGUCACUCUGUUUGAAAGUCUCCUUAGCAGCUUUAGGCAUACCGAAAACACUAUAAUCAGAGACGAGGAAAUGAACUUAUUGUCCGAGAAAACAAACAGACUCAUGAAAUUGCAUGAAUUUCUCCAUGCUAACUCCAAAGAUGCUGCUCUAGUCGUCGUAUCUCUGCCAAUCCCACGGAAGGACGUGGUUUCAGCACCUCUGUACAUGGCAUGGCUGGAACUGCUGACGUCAAAUAUGCCUCCUUGUCUGCUAACGCGCGGCAACCACACAGACGUUCUCACUUUUUACUCUUGAAGAGCCUGCCUUAAAUUAGUAGAGGGUUCUGAUACCAGGCGGAGUUGCCUAAUUUUCAACUGUGCCCUUCCUCGAUCGGGCUGAAGAAGAAAAUCACUGUACAUAGAACAUUCGAAUGAAACGAAACUUCUCUGGGUACACUAUCUAACUGUAGGAAGAGUGAGGAGUUGACAAGCGUUUAAAUUUUUCCUCGCGGAAACACGUCAUUCUCUAAAACCACAUUUAUCAAUUGAGAAUUUUUGUGCUUGUGAGGAAAAUAUACUAGGCCAUCAAUCUCGAGAUUUGUGCUGAGGAUACAGUUAGAUUAUAAGAAUAUUCAGUUAAAUUUCCAUUUAUUGACGGUGACAUUCUUCCUGUUUAAAGUGAAAAUUUAAAGAGAAAUUCUGAGGGACUGAAACUGAGAAUGUCGUUUUUGCACCCAAGCCCUCCAUUUCAACGUAUAUAGUAUGAAACAACAGAGCUCUUUUUCUCGCAAAACCACUUAUAAAACCAUCCCAAAGAUCGAAGAGCCUUCGUUGCAGCCAUUGGUUUGUUAUUUAACAUUACAAAUUAUUCAUUUUUAUUAAAUUUUUAUAUUAACAAUCAUUCAUAUUUACCCACAUCUGCGCGCGUGUACCUUUAAGAUAAUGAUUAAUAUUCGUAUUUUAUGUUGGCUAUUGAGCAAUUAAACAACAUUUUGCAACAGAUAAACUACUAUUUUUGGCUCACUCAUGUUAGCAAGCAUCUGAGAAGAGAAACUAACAGCACACAUGGUGUUUCUGAAAUUUGACAGAAAUAGCAGUUUAUCGUAAAAUGUUGUCCAAUUCAUCUGCAGGCAUGACGAAAGAAAAUCAAAAUGUACCAUAUAUGAUUACUGCCUCUAGGAGAAUUUUAUUCAUUAUAAACUGUCAUAAAUUAAGUAGCUCUAUAGAUUUUAUAUAAAGUGGCUUCGUGCACAUAAUAAAUUUACAGGCUGCAGAAAAAUUUUAAUUAUUUUAGAUGAGUAUACAUCGAGUGGUCCCCAGAGUUAUUCAAAACUCUAUCACCAAACCACUUUGACUCACAUCAAGAAGAGCUUGUCUUGACAAGAGCAUUAUGUGCCCCUUUCUGGAAUCACUUUUGGGACACUUUUUAGGCGAGCUCUUUUGUAAAAAGACCCAACAUUUAAGAACCUUAAUCGACUGUGAUGACAGUAUUACUUUUCUACUUGAGAAAAUACGAUUAAAGCUUAGGUAUAAGUUUGAAUUCCUGAAAACCCACCAGUAUUUUGUACAAAUAUAUUUGUGUUGUGUUUUUUAACA